CGCGAACCCCACAACACCGUAUACAUAAACCCUACCACCGACGCCCAAUUACAUCACCCCCCCCCUUCUUCUUCCUUUCAUCACUCCCCCAUUUUUUCUCAAUUGAAUUUCAAAGAAGAGAAAUGGAUAAGAUUAAUUUGGUAGUAGUACUUUUCUCUGUGUGCGUUGUACCCGCAAUCGUUACCGCCCAUUUCGCGGGCGACCCGUUUCUUGUCAAGGGUUGCGUCUACUGUGACAGCUGCCGCUGUGGCUUCGAAACCGACGUCACCAAGUACAUGCCCAGUGCGAAGGUGAGAAUAGAGUGCAGGGAUAGGGACAGUGCUAAACUCACCUACACACAGGAGGCGGUGACGGACGAGAGCGGGUGUUACAGCGCCGUUGUGCAGAGCGAUCGCGGCGAAGACUUUUGCGAUGCUGUGUUGGUGAAGAGCUCCGACGAUGAAUGCAGUGUACCUAACGCGGGCCGUGAUCGGGCCCGCGUUAUUCUCACCCGCAACAACGGCAUGACCGACAAUGUUCGUUAUGCUAAUAACAUGGGGUUCCUCAAGAAUAUUCCCUUGUCCAACUGUGCCCAGAUCCUUCACAAGUAUCAGAUUAUUGACAACUGAAUUGAAAGAUUAACCAUUGAGAUUAAUUAUAAUUAAUAAUUAGUUUUUUUUUUUUGGUUGCUUUUCAUAAUCAUAGGAUCUCCCUAUGUUUUUAUCCUUUGUAUUAGUACUUGAUAUAGUUUUAGUUCGUGUAUGGUUUAUGGAUGAUGAUCUUGUUGUUUGUCUUUCUAUCGUCGCUAAAUUCUAUGUUGCACCUGAUUAAUAAUAUCGGGCGAUUGUUAA
Messenger RNA from Erythranthe guttata (spotted monkey flower), 830 nucleotides. Its product is annotated as major pollen allergen Lol p 11. The record is from RefSeq and is a predicted model, not a curated record. Lineage: Eukaryota; Viridiplantae; Streptophyta; Magnoliopsida; Lamiales; Phrymaceae.